Messenger RNA from Xiphophorus couchianus (Monterrey platyfish), 3592 nucleotides. RefSeq names its product RNA binding motif protein 45 (gene rbm45). The transcript is spliced from 10 exons. The record is from RefSeq and is a predicted model, not a curated record. NCBI's taxonomy places the organism in Eukaryota, Metazoa, Chordata, Actinopteri, Cyprinodontiformes, Poeciliidae. Gene Ontology annotation, molecular function: RNA binding. The coding region runs from base 40 to 1413 and encodes 457 amino acids.
CCCAAACGCAUCACUGGCGACUGCAGAAGAAAAGCAAAGAUGGAGGACAGCUCUUCAAAACAGAUGCCCGAAAACCUGGACGACCCUCCGAACAGCCGUCUGUUCGUGGUCACCAGUCGGUCUGUAACUGAAGACGAGCUUCGGGAGAGUUUUUCGAAGUUUGGGGAGGUUCAAGGGGUCUGGCUGGUCAAAGACAAGCAGACAAAGGAGCCCAAAGGCGUCUCAUAUGUGAAGUUCGCUAAGUCGUCACAGGCCUGCAUAGCCAUGGAAGAAAUGCACGGAAAAGUGCUGCAGGAGGGGACUAAACCGAUAAAGGUGUUUAUAGCACAGUCACGAGGAUCAGCCAGACACAGAGACGUUGAGGAUGAAGAGCUGACCAGGAUCUUCAUCAUGAUUCCCAAAACUUUCACAGAGGAGGAUCUAAAAAACACAUUCAGAGAGUACGGAGAUAUUGAAUAUUGCAUCCUCAUCAGAAACAAGGUCACAGGUGAAAGCAAAGGCCUUGGCUACGUGCGUUACUACAAACCCUCUCAAGCUGCCCUCGCCAUCGAGAACUGUGACAAAUCUUACAGGGCCAUCCUGGCUGAACCACGCAGUAAAAAUAACUCCUCCGAAGAUUACUCUGCAGGAGGGGUGAGGGGGGGGGAUUACAGCUCCAAUGACUCCAUGAACCAGUACCCCAUCGUCACCCCUGAUCAAGGAAACUACUCCAUGAUGGACUACCGCCAAAGCGAGUUCACCCGCUCUCUAAUGAUGUCCACGCGGGCCGCGCUCACCCAGGAGCAGAUCUUUGCUCUGUUUGACCUCAUCCCAGGCAUGGAGUACUGUGAGCUUCACAGGGACUCGUACGGUCACGCUCUGAUUCGCUACAAUAAUCUCGGAUCAGCAAUUUAUGCCAAAGAGAAGCUGAACGGCUUUGAGUAUCCACCUGGCAACCGAAUUCAAGUGACUUUUUACGAAGAUGGAGAGAGCCCUGCAGGCCGGAUGGCCUCUCAGUUUGUUACAGCCCAGAUCCUCUCCUCAGUGUGGAACGGAGCCUCCAGCAGUAUGAUCAAACCCACUGGGUACUCGUCUGUCUCCCAGAUGUCUCGCGUUCAGACGGACGUCACCCUGCCGCCUCUCAAGAAGCUCGCUCCAUCCGACAGUAAGGCCAAAGAGCGCCUCUUUGUUGUCUUCAACCCCUCCCCGCUGCCGCUUGACGUGCUGGAGGACGUCUUCUGUCGCUUCGGUUCCCUGAUCGAGGUCCAUUUGGUUCCUGGAAGGAAGGUUGGAUACAUGAAAUAUGCUGACAAGCAGUGUGCAGAUGAGGCCAUGGCCGUGCUCCACGGUCGGAUCGUCAACGGAGUGAAGAUGAAGGUGAUGCUGGCUGAUCCUCCGCGGGAGGAGUCUCACAAGCGGGCGCGGACCUACUAGACCAGAACUGGCAGGUAAGGGUUACAUUUUAAGGAACAUAAGCCAACGAUGCCUAAAUGUUGUACACACUUCUACAGGGUUUCCCACAGAAAACUUGCUAAGCCUGGUGGUAGGAGCACCAGGGCAGUCACCCUGUGGCCAACCAUGUUUUUGAGUUUUUUUUUUUUUUUUUUUUUCAAUUUACAGGAAAUUUUAAAAUAUGAGUAGGUAAUUAUGUAUUGUUGGAAUAUAUUAUUAGCAAUACCUAAACACCAACUGUAAAAUCUUAAAAGGCAAACAAAAAACUGUUGUUUCAGUCACUUCAUACUAAUUAAAGUGUCCAAAAUGUAUUGGUCCUUUAUCCAUGACUUGUCACUUUAUUUGCUGAAGUUCUUGGCAUGUAGACCAGUACAAGACUGGCAGUGGUUCCGGAAACCUAUUACAACAAAACAAUUCUUAGCCUGGUGGGGGCACAAGUCAAGCCUAGUAGCCUGCCAGGCUUCUAAAACUCUGGGGGAAACCCUGUAUCUAACACCUCAGAUCAUUUCUCAUGGUAUUGUAGUUAGAAUUGUGUGCAUGAGUUUCAUAUAGGGCUGGGCGAUAAGGAUUAAAAAUAAAAUCCAGUUUAAAAAAAAAAUUCUUUCAAACCAGAUCCAUUUUUUAAUUUUAAACUUUUUUUUGUUGUUGUCUCUCUUUUUUAGGCUUUUUAAAAUGAUUAUUAUUUUGCUCUCCCUUUUCUAAAAUAGAAAUGACAAAAGAUAUUUUCAAAAAGUGGAUUUAUUUCAAUCAUCCCUUCUGUGAGUUGUAUGUCUGAGCAUCAGGGCCAGGCUAUGAGAAUGUUUGUUUAGAUCACAGAAUGCGGUCAUAAUAUUAGCAGAACCCCCCAGAAAAAAAAUCCAUUAUGAAAUAUGUAAAAAGCACGUAAAAAAUUACAAUAGUGUAACUAUCAGAACCUGAUGUGACCACCUCAGUUUGUAUAGUUCUUCUAAAUAAAGUCAGUUAUUUGCACGUUGUUUUAAAGUUCUACUACUGAUAAUAAUUCAAUGCUGAUGUGAUAAAAGAUUAAGUAUUAUUUUAAAAACUGAUUAAAAAGUAUAACUUCACAAGAUACUUAACAUUUUAAUUACAAUUUCUUAUGUCAUAGUUCUCUUAAAAUUACCACUUUAACUCUCCUAAUAUUAUGAGUUUAUUCUGAUAAUAUUAUGACUUUAUUCCUGUAAUUAAAAAAUAAAAAUUUUAGCCUGGCUAUAACAGUUCAUGGUAGAGGUGACCUGUAUUAAAAGUGUAAAUAAUUAGAAACUGUGAAACAUGUUUAUCAAACAAGAUGAAUUGGUGAGAAGAAAAAAAAUCCAAAUUUUCCAAAAAUGAAGUCUUCAAAAUAUGAUGAAUUGAAAACGUUGAUUUAUUGCUCAGCCCUAGUUUCACAAUAACAUAUGCAAGUUACAGAGCCUUGCAAAAGUCUAAAUAUCCUGCAAACCUUUUUCAUUUUGUCGUGUUUUGUUCAAAAACCUGAGUCUGGUUUAAUGGGGUUAAAUAUUUUAAACGUUCAUUUUUAAUAGAAAAUGUUUUAUUUAAUUUUUCUUUGCUCAGUCAGGUUGGACAGAGACCAUCUGUGAAAGUUUUUUUAAAAAAAAUGUUUUACAAAGACUUUUCUAAGGCACUGUGUCUGUCAGCUUGCAUGCUCUGGAUUUGUUGUUCUGCUUUCAUUUAGUUCCUUAUUUCUUAUUUAAAGGUAAAGUAAACUGACAGCUUGGUAAAUGAAGCUGAAAAGAUGUCACCCCAUUUCCUGUUAAUAACACUGCAGCUUUUUGUUCCCCAGGCGACUGUUGUCAUAACAAAACGACACCUGACCUGACAGACCAACAGACACCAACAUCAUCUCCUGACCUCUGACCCGACCCUUUGCCUGACUCGUAUUCAGUCAGUAAGCGUCUCUGUGUUUAAUGAUGUUUCUGUUUCAUUUACGUUUCAAACCAAGACUUUGUGGGGAAAAAAUAGGCUAAAUUUGGAGUUUGGAAAUGAGCUAGAUUAUGAUUCAGAAGAUUUGUUUUUGCUAAACUGUAAGCAGGAUCCUAUUGUCUGAGUUUAAAGAACUUGACCUGAACAGUCAGAUCAGAUAUGUAAACCCAUGCUGAGCUCAAUUGAAUGUUAUUUGGACUGAUUUUCUUUUUCAUUAAUAAAAAGUACAUCAAGGUCUGCA